ACCCGGCCCGCCUUUGGGGGAAGAAAGUGCAGGCAGGCAGGAAGAUGAGCAAGAGCCGAGCAGAGCGCAUGGAGAGUGUGCGGAGGGAGAGAGAGAGAGAGGAGCAAUGCAGCUGUGCUGAGGGAGAAUUAAUCAAGACAGCCGGAUAAAGAGGCAAAUUGACAGACAGUUCGAGAGGAUGAGGAUGAUGAAGGGGAGGCGAUGAGGGCAGUACAUUAGUUAAUUGGGAUUCGGGAAUCUAGAUUCUGGACUGCCCAGGUUAGCUUGGUCCGGUUGGUUGGUUCGCGCAGGUUGUGCUUGCCAUUUUGCAGCAUCCAUCAAUCGAUCCAUCGUAGGCAAUAGUUUUUGGAUGGUAGAGUUUCGCAGGAGCGAGCGACAGAGACUUGAGUUAGACGAGGAGGAAGGAAGUUAAGAGAAGUGGAGCAACAGCGCGAGCGCUGGGCUCAGCGAGUGCGAAGCUGAAAAGCCAAGCUGAUUCUGCUUCUACUUCCGAUCUGCUAUUCAGGAGGGCCUGGUUUCGGAAGUGAACAUGGGUCAGAAAAGCCGUGCAACAAGUGGAAAUGUUGUCUCAUCCCGAGUGUUAGAAAAGCGCAAGAAGGACAAAGCAGUCCAAGCGCUGGAUGGGCUGGUGGAUGAUCUGGCGCGCCGCACGCAGUCGGCCAUUGAUGGGAGUGGCCCGAGUCAACAUCUAGAAAGUAUUAGGGCAAUCCACAGGCUGCUGAUGCAAAUCCAAAAGCUGGAGCGUCCUUUUGUCAGUCAGCAAAGCGGGUAUGAUGUAUCUGCUCGUCUGAACGUUUUAAAGGAAUGGUUGAAGCAGCAAGGUGUCCAGUCAGAGGGACUGAAGCUAGGAGGUGGACUCCAAGAAGGUGCGGGAAUUGUUGCAACGCAAUCGUUUGAAAAAGGGCAAUUACUAUGUACAGUGCCUGCCCAUGUGAUGAUGACAACUGCCACUGCUAUUCGCUCUAAGGACGACGUGGGGCUCCUCUUCAAGGAAGAUCCUAUCCUGCGGCAAAUGCCAACACUCAUCCUCGCGCUACACUUACUGUUUGAGAAGCAUCGACCAGCAGAGGAUCCCUCCAACUGGGCUGGAUAUAUUUCAUCUUUACCUGGUCAAGGCUCCCAUUUGGAUGACAGCUCGGAAGUUUCUGAUAACUUUGUCAUGCCUUUGGCAUUCAGUCUGGAGACUAUAGAGGCACUGAAGGGCACUGCGGUGCUUGUUGAGAUGCACAAAGCUGUAAGAAACUAUGCAAGGCAAUAUGCACACGUUCGUUCAAUGUUGAGAAAGCUGAGGGGACAAUCCCCUGCCAUUGACCGUGCGAAUGCCUGGUUCACUUGGGCGGAAUUUCGCUGGGCUGCUUCGAUUGUAAUGACGAGACAGAACCCAAUUCCCGGAACGCCAGAUAUGGAGAUGGGACAGGCUUUGGCCCUUAUUCCCUUCUUGGACAUGUUCAAUCAUGAGGAGGGAGAGAUCACCUGCCACUUUGCGGUUACCCAACAACAGAUGGAGUUGACCGCCAAGAGACGCUUUGAAGCGGGCGAGCAGGUUUACAUCUCUUAUGGUUAUCGGCCGAACUCUGCACUACUGCUCUAUUCAGGAUUCGUGCCCGACCAUAACACGAAGGACAGAAUAAAAGUUCCUGUAGAGCUUAAUCCAACUGAUCCUCUUUAUCAAAAGAAGGUGGCCCUUCUUAAAUGGUUGGAAUUACCAGCUUCGGGAUGGUUGGAGCUAUUCCAUGACGGAACGCCAUCUCCAGAGCUUGCAACGUGGAUCAAAGUUGCCAUCAUGCAAGAUCAAUCAGUAGUUACUGAGAAUUUGAGGGCCGCUAUUGCAUCACGAGCUCAAGAAACAGCAGCUAUACUACAAUAUAAGGCUGCACUUCGUGAGGCUGAAGAGAAAGCAAGAAAUGGUCUUCAACAAGCAGAUGUUAAAGUUAUUUCAGAGGCAGGCAAUACCUUGACUACUGCUGAAGCACUUGAGGCAGGGAAGGAAGAAUUGCAGAUGUCAAAGGUAGACAACGCGGAAAACGGUUCAGUUAUGGAAGAUGGAAAAGUCAUCGAGGAUGUCAGAAGUGAUGGUUUAGAACAUGGUGGAAUGUCGGUUCCUGAGCAAAGUUUGGGCUCUGGAGUACAGCAAGAGGAACCUGUCGCAGCUCAGGAACCUACGGACGUUAGUGUAGGACAGGAGAACGGUUCCGGAGAAGUUCACGAUGGAUUGGAAGUUGGUGGACGGGACAAAUUUUUGUAUGAGGCUGAGACUGAGACCGUCUCGAAUGUACAGUUUCUUGGAGAGCACUUAUUCCCUGCGGAAGCAGCUCUCUUGGCAGAGAUAUGCCGGAUGCGAAUUGGUGAGUUCGGUAGUGAUACCUACCACAACGGACUCGAUGAAGAAACACCCAAAGGUUUAGGCGGUCUUGGAUUGGUAGGGCAAAAGAGUGUACAGUCAAAGAGCAGCCCAACAAAGAAAGAGUUGUUGAUGGCUUUGAAAAUACGGCGGCAGGAGCAACAAACUUUGUUGAAAGCAAUAGAAAGGGGAUCAAGAUAUCAACACUCUCAUUCGAAAGAGUGUAGGCAUCAUUGCUGCUGAGGUAGUUUUGAUCGAAAUAGUUUCAACUCACUAGUCUUUCUCCUUGGAGUAAUUUUUCUUCAAGGAAUGUUUUGAUCCUCAAAUUUUUCGAACACUGGUUUACUCAUCUGAUCAAAGGUAUACUGUCAAACAGGAAUUUUGCAUCAGUGGAGAUACCCACGUUGUGCUAACUGUGAGAGUGCUCUCCACUGGUAACAUCUGUAGAUGCAUUCGACAAAAAGAAUGAUCAUCAGCACCCUUUGCAAUCAUUGUGGAAACAUCUGUUCUUCCUCGGAUUUAACGACUGUAGCACGGAGACUCAUUCAUAGUAUGACAUAAUGGUAGAGCAUGAUAAUUUGAUGAUGUUUCUACCUUAAUAUGAAUGAGCAUCGUCCAGAAACUAGAAUGUGGGUUCCGGUUACACAAACAAAGGUUGCUUUUACACAAUUUUGUAUCCUGGUGAUGAUUAACUUCAGUAUUCUUGUCCUUCUCUUUUCACAUGGACACUGCUGAAUCUAUGACUUUACUUGUUAGUCGGUCCCCACUGAGAAACUCAAUUCGUGAACAAAUAGGGUCAAACAUUACAGCAAUAUAUUUAGUAAGAAAAUCAUGC
This is a messenger RNA of Marchantia polymorpha subsp. ruderalis, 3176 nucleotides long. The record is from the annotation of a GenBank genome assembly. NCBI's taxonomy places the organism in Eukaryota, Viridiplantae, Streptophyta, Marchantiopsida, Marchantiales, Marchantiaceae.